Messenger RNA from Megalops cyprinoides (Indo-Pacific tarpon), 3485 nucleotides. RefSeq names its product apical junction component 1 homolog (gene ajm1). The coding region runs from base 192 to 3485 and encodes 1097 amino acids. Gene Ontology annotation, cellular component: apical junction complex; plasma membrane. The transcript has 2 exons. Lineage: Eukaryota; Metazoa; Chordata; Actinopteri; Elopiformes; Megalopidae. Gene Ontology annotation, biological process: cell-cell junction organization. The record is from RefSeq and is a predicted model, not a curated record.
GAUUGACCGAUAAGGAGGAUUACAGCGGUUGUUUUUACCUCCUGAAAUGGUCAAUCUGAAUGAGUGGAAAGCGUUGUAGCAUGCUAGCACCCAUGAUAAUAAUGGGUAGACAUGCGACGGGGCUAUGGACAAGGAUGGAAAUCUUAAAAUUAAAGCAUUUUGAUGGGGAAAACUAGAAGAGUCCCUUUAAGAUGACACGCACCGAUCCACCUGACAUACUGGUAUCGACUGCGUAUCGAGACAUAAAAGUAGCCCCCGCCUCCACUCACUCUAAGCCCUUCCACCCUUCCAAACAAUGUGAUUCCUGGUACCCUAGCACACUGGAGGACAAUCAGGAGAGGAUCAACAAAAGGCACUGCCGUAGCUUUGACUUCGAGUCACUGGGCGACCCUAAAUCUCGUACUUCUUCAAUGGAGUACCCACACUGGAGGACUGAGAGGCGCGUGGCAAACCCAGACGUGACCUGGAACACUCUGGGCCAGCAGGGGCACCUCCGGUUCUCCUCGCCGGACCUGUUCAACAACAGGAUGCCCACUCAGCAUGCCAGUGCUGAUGUGGCAAGUGAGGCGGCGAGGUCUGAGCUCAAGAGAAGAGCUCGGUCCAAAAGUGCCCCUCGAGUCAAGACCACCUUCACCCCUGUGCCCUUUGAGGAGUCCCCACCUUCGGUAAGGAGGGGGAGGGAGGUUAGCCGGGCCCCACGGGACCCUCCCAGGAGGCCCGAGGCAUCACCGCGUAGAGAGUCCCCUUAUGCUGCAACCCGGCCACUCAUGAACGAGGUGCACCCCAUCAAACUGCAGCCUCAGCGGGGGGAAGCCAGUCGCUACUCGCCCCUCUAUGUCCCUGACUACGUUGACAGGAGCAGGGUGGAGAAGCCAGCCACUAGCCCCCAUGUUCGGUGCCGGGUGGACAUUAAGCCAGAUGCCGCGGUUCUGCAGCAAACGGCCAGGAAGCCGCCUAUGCAACGUGCAGAUGUGCCCUGGCAGCGGUACAACAGUGGAGGGAGCCGCAGCUUAACUGUGCCCCGCCAAAUUCCCACCUCCAGGACGCCAACGCCCAGCGAUUGCUACAGCAGCGAGUAUAGGCAGCCAUACCAGUAUUCCAGCAGCAUGCCAAAUAGCUACAUCCAGCCUGUGGAAAUCCCUCUGCAAAGGAUGCCUUCUCCAAGAGAAUACUAUGGAAGGGAACGAAGGGCCUUCUCCAGCCCCAACGUGCUAACCAAAUUCUUCUACGCAGAUGAGCCCAUGAGUUACUCAAGUCCGGCUCCACAUGCAAGGACUUACUAUCAGGAGGAUCAUUACAGCACCCCCAGCCACACCCUUUCUCCCAAAGUCCAGUAUAUGCAGGAUCCAAGGACUGGCAUUGUUCAUACCGCACCCACCCGGUCGUAUUUCACAGAGAUAGACCCUUAUCCGUACCCUUUACAAGCAAUGUAUCCCACAUCGUAUUCUGCGAGUGAGCCCGGUCCAUACAUCAUCCAGACACCUCCAACGCGCACCUACUAUGGGGAAGAUCCCAGGACCUACUCAAUUCAGACUGUCUCUCCUAAGAUCUUCUAUGCACGUGAACCCUUCACGCCCCCACCAGAGCACCACAUCCCCGCGAGGGCGUAUCACACAGAAGGCCGCCGACGACCUCGAGUGUCCCAGCCACAGGUGGAUGAUUGGUAUGGUUCGGAAGUAUCUGGUUAUAGCACGCACUAUCCUUCCUCUCAAGUCUCCCAGUUCACCCCUCAGAGGGUGAGGCGUGAGCCUGCGCUGACACCCUGGUACGCGAACCCCUGCAUAGAGCCCACAAGGCUUGGGACAGAUGCAGGCAAGCCGUACUCUAAGUCGUGGGACAACAUCCUCAAUCCACAGGUUGAGAGGGAGCAACCAGUACAUCGCGGUCACAGCCACGACAACCUUCUUUACCCGGGGAAGCGUGCCGUGUCCCCGGAUGACAGACGGCAGCCAGUGGUAGUCAACCUCUCCAGGUCACCCAGGCGCUAUGCUGCCUUGUCCCUGUCAGACAACUCCCUACUAGACAAGAGCCCAACGGACAGUGGGAAGCCUGGUGUUGGAAAGCCAUGGUUUGUUACCCCAGAGAUCACCAUCACUGACAACGACAUCCACCAGGGUGGAACGAGUGGGAAAACAGAGGUGCGGUCUGCCAGCUGGAAUGUGCUGGACUCUGAAAGCACUCCAGCUCCUACAGCCACCCACCAAGAGCCACCAUCCGAUUCAGCAGAGUCCAAAGACAAAACCCACCACAGCUCUUCCCUACAGCAAAGCCUGGAGCAACUUGAUGAGCUGUUAGCUGACCUUGUCAUUGACUACAAACCCCCAGCCAGCAGGAGACCCAGCGAGGACCUUCUGGAUCAACUCAAGAAGCUGAUCAAUGAAGAUGAAGCAGGGCCCUCAGCAAAAAAACCUCCUAAAGAACCAGAGAAUCCAGGUCCCUUAAGUAAGCAGCCAACCUCGACAAAAAUGAUUCCUGGCAUCCACAGAGAUGCGGAUAGUGGCUGCGACGGGCUCCAGAAGACUGCAGAGGAGUGCUCCCCAGAUGAGAGUACAGAUGAGGAUGACACUAUGAUGUGCUCCAACCGCAAGUGCCAGCGCACGGAGACCCUCUUCAAUGCCUGCCUCUACUUCAAGUCCUGCCACAGCUGCUACACAUACUACUGCUCCCGCAACUGCCGGCGUGAGGACUGGGACGUUCACAAGGAGAGCUGCCUGUACGGACGCAUUGGAAGCAUAUGCCGACAUGUCAUCAAGUUCUGCCGGGAGACCAUGGAGGUCCACAAGGCCUUCUCCCGAAUCGCCAAAGUGGGUUAUCUCUCCCGGGGUAGGGGUGUCCUCUUCCUUGGAUUCCCAAGCCCAGGCUCAUCCAAAAACUUCCUGCAGUAUGGCCUGGAGAGUCUCCUCAUGUCCCCCACUUACCUGUCCCUCCGGGAACUGGAUGGCUUCAAGGAAAACCUGGGGGAGUACUGCAAGGAGCUCCAGGAGGCUGGAAAUGAGUACGACCCCAGCGAAUGUUUCCUCUUGAAUGUAUCCAUAGCCGUGGGCGACCAAGUGCCUGACAGGCCCUCACCGAGGGUCCAAGCUCCAACUGUACGGAAACAUGCCAAGGUGUCCCUGGCAUCCUAUAGCCCAGAAAGGAAGGUCCAGAGGAAGGAGAGUGACAUGGAGACACUGAUACUCACCCCACCCCCAGGGACUGCCGACAUUGAUAAAGAAGGAGAGGAGGGUAGGAAGGCUCGGGAGAUCUGCUUCAUUAACAUCCAGAGGGAGCUCAGGAUCCGGGGUGUCUUCCUGCGUCACGAGUACCCCCAAAUCUACCAACAGCUGUGCCACUUCGUAGAGAGCAAUGAGAGAUUCACUCCCACCACCAUUUACCCCAUUGACAAAAGAACCGGAAAGCAGUUCAUGUGCAUGAUUAUGGCUGCCUCUGAGCCAAGAACACUGGAUUGGGUGGGCACCCCAAAUCUCCUAGAUGACAUCAUAUAA